Molecule: messenger RNA, 1212 nt
Organism: Abrus precatorius (Indian licorice)
Lineage: Eukaryota; Viridiplantae; Streptophyta; Magnoliopsida; Fabales; Fabaceae
Product: cationic peroxidase 2-like
Exons: 3
Coding region: 85-1071 (328 amino acids)
Biological process (GO): response to oxidative stress; hydrogen peroxide catabolic process
Cellular component (GO): plant-type cell wall; plasmodesma
Molecular function (GO): heme binding; peroxidase activity
Source: RefSeq, a predicted model, not a curated record
AUCACACUCUCCAAUUGCUAUCGCCCAAAUAAACUAUUUCAUAUAUUAAGCUUGCGUUGCAUCUCGUUCUCAUAAAUUUACAAAAUGGAGGAUGCUUUCAAUAACAAUAGCUUCAUCUUGCUAAAAUUUAUUUUUCUUGCUUUGGCUGUUGUGAACGCCGUGCAUGGCCAAGGGACGCGUGUGGGGUUCUAUUCCACUUCAUGUCCUCGCGCUGAGUCCAUUGUCAAGUCCACAGUUCAAUCCCACGUUAAGUCUGAUCCUACUUUAGCUGCUGGGUUGCUUAGGAUGCACUUCCACGAUUGCUUUGUGCAAGGUUGUGACGCUUCUGUGCUCAUUGCUGGUGCUGGCACUGAAAGAACAGCACCUGCAAAUCUUGGUCUAAAGGGAUACGAGGUUAUUGAUGAUGCAAAGACACAGCUCGAGGCAGCGUGCCCUGGUGUCGUGUCUUGUGCUGAUAUCCUUACCCUUGCUGCACGUGAUUCCGUUGUUGUGAGUGGUGGAGUGAAUUGGCAAGUGCCUACUGGACGAAGAGAUGGGCGCGUGUCACGUGCUUCAGAUGUCAACGACUUGCCUGGUCCUUUUGACUCCGUUGACUUGCAGAAACAAAAGUUCGCAGCAUUAGGUCUCAACACUCAAGACCUCGUCACCCUUGUUGGUGGACAUAGCAUUGGUACUACAGCAUGCCGAUUCUUCAGUAACAGACUAUAUAAUUUCACUGCAAAUGGUGCUGAUCCCUCCAUCGACGCUUCAUUUCUUCCACAACUACAAUCACUCUGCCCGCAAAGUGGUGGAGCUUCAAACCGUGUUGCGUUAGAUACCGGAAGUGAAAACAAAUUUGACACAUCUUUCUUUUCUAAUUUGAAGAACGGUCGUGGAAUUCUACAGUCUGAUCAAGCUCUGUGGAGUGAUGCUUCCACAAAGGCCUUUGUACAGAGAUAUUUGGGUGUAAGAGGCUUACCUGGCUUGACAUUCAACUUGGAAUUUGGAAGGUCAAUGGUGAAGAUGAGCAACAUUGGGUUGAAGACCGGCACUAAUGGCGAAAUUCGCAAGAUAUGUUCUGUUAUUAACUAACUAAUCAAACCAAAUGCAUAGCAUUUGAAGUGGUUUUAAUUUAAUUUUUUUUUUAUUUUUUUAUUUUUGGCAUAAGUCCCUGAAGUGUAUGAUAUGUAUUUGUAGUCCGAUUAUAUUCUUUUACUUAAAUUUUUUGUAUUG